GGGGGAAGGGGUGGCAGGAUCACUUUCGGUUUUGUUUCUCUAGAAGGAAACACAGCAGAAGACUCCGGGGAGCUGGCCAUGGAGGGAGACUGGCAAGAGUGCAGGAACUGCAAAAGACGUGUGGCCUCUGCCAACCUGGCCCUCCACGAGGCCCACUGUUUGCGGUUCCUGGUCCUCUGUCCAGAGUGCAAGGAACCCCAGCCCCAGGAGAAGAUGGAAGCACACAUUGAGAGCAAGCACCGGCAGCUCGCUGAAUGCCAGGAGCAUGUUGUAUGUCAGUUCUGUGAGCUAGCUCUGAGCCUGAACAAACUGGAGACCCAUGAGCGCCACUGUGGCAACCAGAUGGAGCAGUGCCUGGGAUGCGGCUGGAACAUCCCACUCCGUGGCCUGGUCCAGCACCUCCAAGUGUGUCAGAGUGAAUGGGUUCCACCCGGGAAAGGGAAGAGAAUUUCAGCUUCUGAGAAGAAAAUUCACUGUCAUCAUUGCAAUCAAAUGAUCCCAGGGAAUGAGUAUUCUCGCCAUAUGGACAAAUGCCAUACAGUCACAGAGUCUAAGAAAUCCUUUCCAAUUGGAAUAUCAAGAAUUCCCUCUCCAUCCCUUCCAAAUCAGACUGCUAAAGGGUACACUUCCACGGCAGAGAAAGAUGUCCGUCCAAAGACCAGAAAUAGCAAGAAAUUUCCUCCUCUUUCUGAAAAGUCAACAAAGAAAACUCCAAGAGGCAGAGAUAAAACUAAGGGUCUGCCUUUGCAAUUUGAGCACACACUCAGGAUCACCUCUCCUGUAGAAGAUGAAGCAGCCUAUGAUAUUCUGAGGGGUUGUUCUCAGUGUGGAAUACUACUUCCCCUGCCGACCCUAAAUCAACAUCAGGAAAAAUGCUGGUGGUUAGCGUCAUUAAAAGAAAAGCAAGUGAGAAAUUCCAGCUAUAUUUGGCAAAGAAAAGACACUGAUUUAUUCAACAAUUACAGAUAAACCACCAACAAAAAGCCUCUCUCCAGCAACUCUGCCUGAAAGUCCUUCCCAAGCCUCUGCCCCAGGCGACCUGGAU
Molecule: messenger RNA, 1045 nt
Organism: Sorex fumeus (smoky shrew)
Lineage: Eukaryota; Metazoa; Chordata; Mammalia; Eulipotyphla; Soricidae
Gene: XAF1
Product: XIAP associated factor 1
Exons: 7
Coding region: 79-969 (296 amino acids)
Biological process (GO): apoptotic process
Source: RefSeq, a predicted model, not a curated record